CAAAUUCAAAGCUGAAAUUUGUAACCCUUGAUUUGAGUAUGGGUGAACCCGAAAGGAAAGGGGCCAAGGCCAAGCGAAGACAAGGCUGGACCCAGCAAAACCAAAAUCAGCACUCACCAGCCUAAACCACCCUUCUCCAGAGUCCACUCCCCUUUCUUGGCGGCUCUCCUUCUCUAUCCCCAUCGCCAUUUUCAUUUCACUUCACAUCAUUCCAUCCCAAGCUCCCGCGAUCCACUCCAACCCAUCUUCUAUGAGACGAAACUCCAAACCUCUCCGCCAUUCAUGAAUGGAGUCCUCACCUCCGCCGCCGUCCGGUACUCCAAGAUGUUGAGGAAACCCAUGGCCAUUAUCGUCGCUCCAGGUGAGUCCUCCCUUCUCCUCUUCUCCCUCCAAAAACCCAUUUCUUCCAUUGCUUCUUCUCUUCCCGCAGAUUCCGAACCACCCGAACUUUCUUCCCAGCUCUUCUCCAUCCUAUCUCGACCAAAUUGGCGGAAACAUCCUUCCCUCAACAAGCUUCUUCCUUCUAUAUCACCAUCUCAUGUUUGUUCCCUUUUUACCCUCAAUCUUGAUCCCCAAACUGCUCUGGGUUUCUUCAACUGGAUUGCUCUUAAACCCGGGUACAAGCACGAUGUUCAGUGUCACUCUUCGUUGCUAAACAUCUUGAUUCCUAAUGGGUUUUUUCGGGUUGCUGAGAACAUUCGGAUUUCCAUGGUCAAAGCUUGUGUUUCGAUUGAAGAUGCGAGAUUUGUGUUGGAGUUGUUGCGGCGGAUGAAUCGUGAUGCUAACCUUGAGUUUAAGCUCACUUUGAGGUGCUACAAUAUGUUGUUGAUGUCGCUGGCUAAAUUUCUCAUGACUGAUGAGUUGAAAAGUGUUUUUUUGGAGAUGUUGGAUAACAUGGUUGUGCCUAAUAUAUAUACGUUAAAUACAAUGGUAAAUGCUUAUUGUAAAUUGGGGAAUGUUGCUGAGGCAAAGUUGUACGUAGCUAAGAUAGUCCAAGCUGGUUUGAGUCUGGAUACGUUUACUUAUACUUCUUUGAUACUGGGACAUUGUAGGAACAAGGAUGUAGAUACUGCUCGUAAGGUGUUUGAGAUAAUGCCGAGAAAGGGUUGUCGAAGGAAUGAGGUUUCAUAUACGAAUCUUAUACAUGGCCUUUGUGAAGCUGGCCGAAUCAAUGAUGCUUUCAACUUGUUCUUUCAAAUGGGGGAGGAUAAUUGCUUUCCAACAGUGCGUACCUAUACAGUCCUUAUACAUGCAUUGUUUGGAUCGGGUAGGAGAAUUGAAGCAUACAAUUUAUUUAAGAAGAUGGUAGAGAAGGGUUGUCAGCCAAAUGUUCACACUUACACUGUUCUUAUUGGUGGUUUGUGUGAGGAAAGUAAGCUUGAUGAAGCCAGAAAUAUGUUGAAUGGGAUGUUGGAAAAACGGUUAGUUCCUACUGUGGUAACUUACAAUGCUUUGAUUGAUGGAUACUGCAAGGAAGGAAUGUUAGAUGCCGCACUUGAAAUCUUGGGUUUGAUGGAAUUAAACAAUACUUGUCCAAAUGCUCGAACAUUCAAUGAAUUGAUUUGUGGGUUUUGUAAAAGGAAAGAUGUGCACAAGGCAAUGUCAUUACUAAGUCAGAUGCUAAGCCGGAAGCUGUCUCCUAGCGUAAUCACAUAUAAUUCCUUAAUUCAUGGGCAGUGCAAGGUUGGUCAUUUAGAUAGUGCAUAUAGGUUGCUGAAUUUGAUGAAUGAAAGUGGUUUGGUUCCUGAUCAGUGGACUUAUAGUAUUUUCAUAGAUACCCUCUGCAAGGGGGGAAAUUUGGAAGAAGCCCAUGCCCUCUUUGAUUCUCUUAAGGAGAAAGGAAUAAAGGCAAAUAAAGUCAUAUAUACUGCUCUUAUUGAUGGGUAUUGUAAGGUUGGAAAAAUCAAUGAGGCACAAUCUUUGUUUAACGGAAUGCUUGGUGAUGACUGUUUGCCAAACUCCUAUACCUAUAAUGUUCUGAUUGAUGGUCUGUGCAAAGAGAAAAAGCUGCGGGAAGCAUCAUUGCUGGCGGAGACCAUGUUGUCUAGGGAUGUGAAGCCUACUGUCCUUACAUAUACAGUUCUUAUAAAAGAAUUGUUGAAAGAAGGCGACUUUGAACAUGCUCUUAAGGUUUUUGACCAGAUGAUUUUGGCUGGUAGUCAGCCUGAUGUAUUUAUUUACACUACAUUUAUUCAUGCAUACUGCAGUGUGGGAAAUUUGGAAAAAGCAGAGGAUUUGAUGGUCAAGAUGAAUAAAGAGGGAGUUUCCCCAGAUUCAUUGACCUACACAUUAUUAAUUGCUGGAUAUGGACGCAUGGGGUUUAUACAGCGUUCAUUUGAUGUUCUUAAGCGCAUGACUAAUGCUGGUUGUGAGCCUUCUCAUCAUACCUAUGGUUUCCUAAUCAAGCAUAUAAAAAAUGAAGAUGGGAUGAAGACAACUAGUGAUACUGCAGGACUAGAUUUAGCUUCAAAUGCACCCUUUGAAGAUCUUAAUGAUGUGUGGAGCACACUGGAAUUCAAUGUAGUUCAAAAGCUUUUUGAUAAGAUGAAUGAACAUGGUUGUGCACCUAACGUUGGGACUUAUAGCAAGCUCAUCAUAGGUCUCUGCAAACGGAGGUGCUUGGAGGUUGCACAAAUGGUAUUUGAUCACAUGAUAAACCAAGGAAUUUCUCCCAGUGAGGAUAUUUAUAGUGCACUUUUCAGUAGUUGCUGUGAGUUGCAAGUGUAUGCAGAAGCAAUGAAGCUAGUAGAUAUUAUGAUUGAGAGUGGUCACUUACCUUCUCUGGAGUGCUCCAAGUUGCUUGUUUGCGGAUUAUAUGAAGAAGAGAAUGACGAGAAAGCAAAAUCUUUUUUCUGUAGUCUGCUACGUUGUGGGUAUAAUUAUGAUGAAGUAGCUUGGAAAAUUCUGAUUGAUGGCUUACUCAAAAGGGGUUUAGCUGAUAAAUGCUCAGAACUUCUAAGUCUUAUGGAAAAAAUGGGGUGCCAGCUUCAUUCCCAGACAUAUUCAAUGUUGAUUGAAGGAAUUGAUGGAACAUAAGUUUUUGAUACUUGAUUCACCGGAUUCACCGCAGUCUGGCCUUUUGAGAAUAGGCGAUAAUAGCAUGCAGAUGAGCACCCUUUUUGGUGCACAUCUGGGUGAAUAAAUGGUAAAUUUGGUAAACGGAGACACUUUUGUAAGUGCCCGUGAGGUAGUGGCUGUUUAGGAAGAUACACACAUUUUCACUCCGACACUUGGUUUGGCAGCAGCAGUUCAGCACUACUGAACACAUUGAUAUCUGUCCGAAAAUCACGAGAAUCCUUCUGAAAUUUUUUAACAGGAGAAGAGGCUCAGCAUCAUGUGAGACAGCAUCUUCGCAUCAAAUGGAGAUUCUGAAAGGCUUGGAAAAUUUUGAAAAUAUUCUAAUGUCUUAAGGGUAAAUUGAUAACAUGCUGCACAACUCGCAACUGGAGUUUAUCAAAUCCGGGGACUCAUGUGAUGAUUCAGCUAAUUUGCUGGAAGGUUUUCAACUCUCUUGGUGUCAGUGAAAAAUUCCAUUAAUGUGGUCCUCAGGUAUCUCUUCGAAAAGCUUAGGCAGGAAAAAAUUUGUCAAAUUCCCAUUCGUUGGAACAUGAAACCGAAGUCCAGGAAAUUUCUUGUUCCAAAUUGAGAGCUUUGUUUGGCUGGACAAGAAAACUAGAAUCAAGAAGGGAAGCUUGUUGUUGAAUAGAGCUCACUGGACACCUGGACAAGAACUCUACUUGCAUUAAGAGGAAAUCUAGUUGAGUCUGGGAUAUUUACUCAUUCUUGAUACUAGUUGUUGAAUCAUCUUUUCACUGGAAGUUUUAUCCAGAGAUUAAAUCUUUCAAAAACAGAGAAGGCAAGACGUGGUAAAUCUAUACUGUCUCCAAAUUGUCAUUUAGAUGCGGCCCAUUGUUGUACAUAGAAGAGAAAAGAUUUACAUUUUUCUUUUUGAAGUGUUCAUAUAGUAAUGAUUCGACUUGAAUGAAUGAAAAGGAAAGAAAAAAAAAAUCAAAGACAUAGUAAUUAUAGGAAA
This is a messenger RNA of Cannabis sativa, 4033 nucleotides long. Its product is annotated as pentatricopeptide repeat-containing protein At5g65560. The transcript is spliced from 2 exons. Gene Ontology annotation, molecular function: protein binding. Lineage: Eukaryota; Viridiplantae; Streptophyta; Magnoliopsida; Rosales; Cannabaceae. The record is from RefSeq and is a predicted model, not a curated record. The coding region runs from base 283 to 3036 and encodes 917 amino acids.